UCCUUCUUUCCAGAGUUUUCUUUAGCCAAUACAUUACUUGAAUGUUACCAGGAUUACCCUCAUAACUAUAGUGGAUAUCCUUUCCAAACUGGCAGCAAAGAUAACUUGUGUACUUUUCUGUACCUGAAAUUCCUGGUAGUUUGGGCCCUUGUGUUACUGGCUGAUUUUGUUUUGGAAUUCAGAUUUGAAUAUCUGUGGCCAUUCUGGCUUUUCAUCAGGAGUGUUUAUGAUUCCUUCAGAUACCAGGGAUUGGCCUUUUCAGUAUUUUUUGUUUGUGUAGCAUUCACAUCAAAUAUCAUAUGCUUGCUCUUCAUACCAAUACAGUGGCUCUUCUUUGCUGCCAGCACAUAUGUUUGGGUACAGUAUGUCUGGCACACAGAGAGGGGUGUGUGUUUACCAACAGUAUCACUGUGGAUACUAUUCGUUUAUAUUGAAGCAGCAAUUAGAUUUAAAGAUCUUAAAAACUUCCACGUAGACCUUUGUCGACCAUUUGCUGCACACUGUAUCGGUUAUCCUGUUGUGACUUUGGGCUUUGGCUUCAAAAGUUAUGUUAGCUAUAAAAUGCGAUUAAGAAAGCAAAAAGAAGUGCAGAAAGAAAACGAAUUUUAUAUGCAACUUCUUCAGCAAGCCUUACCGCCAGAACAGCAAAUGCUACAAAGACAAGAGAGAGAAGCAGAGGAAGCAGCCAAAGGAUUGUCAGAGAUGGAUUCAUCAAUACUUUUGCAACACAAUGGAGGUAUUCCAGCUAAUAAAAAGCUAUCUGCAACAUUACCAGAACUAGAAUAUAGAGAAAAGGGGAAAGAGAAAGACAAAGAUGCCAAAAAACAUAACCUUGGAAUAAAUAACAAUAUAUUGCAACCUGUAGACUCUAAAAUACAGGAAAUUGAAUACAUGGAGAACCAUAUCAAUAGUAAAAGAUUAAAUAAUGAUCUUGUGGGAAGUACAGAAAACCUCUUAAAAGAGGACUCAUGCACUGCCUCAUCCAAAAAUUACAAAAAUGCAAGUGGAGUUGUGAACUCCUCGCCUCGCAGUCACAGUGCAACUAAUGGGAGCAUCCCUUCCUCAUCUGCUAAGAAUGAGAAAAAACAGAAAUGCACUAGCAAGAGUCCAAGCACACAGAAAGACUUAAUGGAAAAUUGUAUUCCUAAUAACCAGCUGAGCAAACCAGAUGCACUGGUAAGGUUGGAACAAGAUAUUAAGAAGUUAAAGGCUGACCUGCAGGCAAGCAGGCAGAUUGAACAAGAGCUGCGUAGUCAGAUCAGUUCUCUGACCAGCACAGAGCGAGGGAUUCGAUCUGAAAUCGGACAACUUCGGCAAGAAAACGAGCUGCUUCAGAAUAAAUUACAUAAUGCUGUACAAAUGAAACAAAAAGAUAAGCAGACUAUUGGCCAGUUGGAGAAAAAAUUAAAAGCAGAGCAGGAGGCACGGACCUUUGUAGAAAAGCAGUUGAUGGAAGAAAAGAAAAGGAAGAAGUUGGAAGAAGCAACCGCUGCACGGGCUGUUGCAUUUGCUGCUGCUACCAGAGGCGAAUGCACUGAAACAUUACGAAAUCGCAUCAGAGACCUGGAGACAGAGUGCAAGAAGUUAACAAUUGACAUAAAAGUGAAAGAAGAUCAGAUACGAGAUCUAGAAAUGAAAGUUCAGGAGCUGCGGAAAUACAAAGAGAAUGAAAAGGAUACAGAGGUGUUAAUGUCAGCACUUUCAGCCAUGCAGGAUAAGACACAGCACUUAGAGAACAGCUUGAGUGCGGAGACAAGGAUCAAGUUGGACCUGUUCUCUGCGUUAGGAGAUGCAAAAAGACAGCUUGAGAUAGCCCAAGGGCAGAUAAUUCAAAAAGAUCAGGAAAUCAAGGACCUAAAACAGAAGAUAGCGGAAGUUAUGGCAGUAAUGCCCAGCAUAACGUACACUGCGGCCACCAGCACGCUGAGUCCUGUUUCCCCACAUUAUUCUUCCAAAUUUGUGGAGACCAGCCCUUCUGGACUUGAUCCCAAUGCCUCAGUUUAUCAGCCCCUGAAGAAGUAAACACCAACUUUCAGUUCGUCACAUGGAAGCAUCACACAGAAAAAUCUCUUGCAGUCAAGAUGAAAUUUGUAUUGUGUGAGACUGUACUGAUUUAUUGUUUAAAAAUAAA
Messenger RNA from Sceloporus undulatus (fence lizard), 2131 nucleotides. RefSeq names its product macoilin 1 (gene MACO1). The annotation marks the transcript as partial. The transcript has 11 exons. NCBI's taxonomy places the organism in Eukaryota, Metazoa, Chordata, Lepidosauria, Squamata, Phrynosomatidae. Gene Ontology annotation, cellular component: rough endoplasmic reticulum membrane. Gene Ontology annotation, biological process: neuronal signal transduction. The record is from RefSeq and is a predicted model, not a curated record.